AUGCAUCGUGACGAGAGAACAUCCUUUCCGUCAAAUAGGCGCCCUGUCAAUCGACGAGUGCACCUCGUGCCCAAACGGGCCAAGAGUUGCCCUACCUCGGCUGCCCUUGUCACAAGAGUGGACAUACAGAAGCCAAAAUUCAUAGCAGACGUAAUCUUCGACUUCAGGCUACAUGGAGUCACUGUGCGAUGGGACGUAAACCAGUUGAAACGCAUGAAAGUAGAGGAGCUUAGAGUGGCUUUGAAGCCAGAAGACGGGUCGGAGGAAGCAAAGGAGGCGAGUGCAAGCGUGGAGGAUGGAUCAGUAGAUUUUGACGAACUGACAUCCUAUACAAUGCAUGUAUUGGAGUUGGGUGGUUAUCAACAAGAUGAUCAAAUUUUCCUCAACCAAAGAACGCUUAGAACGUGGCCAAGUGCGCCCUCACCAAUACAACGUGCCAAAGGGAGAGCAAUAUCCACACAAGAAAUCUACAUUAAGUGGAAGAAACCGACGCUAAACAAUGGCAUCCUCCAACCCUACUUCGCUUCCUGUGUAAGUGCGGUGGAAGGCAGCGCUCCAGUAAGUGCAUCAACUAAGGACAACGAAACGGAGUCCAUUACAGUUAGAGGUCUGCUUCCGAAUACCGAAUAUCGGUGCACCGUGGUGGCUAAGACAAUUCCAGCCGAUGGACAGGAGCCGUCACAAUGUGAAAGUCGGACAGAAUUACCGACUGCUAUUCGAACCAUGGCUUUGGUUUUCGUUGCCGUUGUUACUUCUUCCUCUACUGCUGCUAAUGCUCUGGCGCCCUUCUUGCAGCUCCUUGAGAAGGCUCGUUUGAAGCAAGUCAACUUUGUCCUCAUCUGUCCUCUCCAUGUAAGCAGGCUGGAGGUUGAAGAGGUCUGCGAGACCAGACGAAAUGGUUUGGGUGACCAAAGAAUGUGA
This is a messenger RNA of Hydatigera taeniaeformis, 921 nucleotides long. Lineage: Eukaryota; Metazoa; Platyhelminthes; Cestoda; Cyclophyllidea; Taeniidae. The record is from the annotation of a GenBank genome assembly.